Brenthis ino (lesser marbled fritillary) is the source of this 8901-nucleotide messenger RNA. The record is from the annotation of a GenBank genome assembly. NCBI's taxonomy places the organism in Eukaryota, Metazoa, Arthropoda, Insecta, Lepidoptera, Nymphalidae.
AUGUGGAUUCGCGAUGCGUCGUGGUCCGGCGCCGGCCCCCGCCACCGGGCCUCAUAUUUAUACGCUAAAGCGGGCAGUGCGCAGAGUUCAAACGCGCGUCGGGCGCUCCAAACAGUAGACGAUAGAAGAAUCGCAACGCGUGGUGACAUACACUGUAACGAAUACAAUAUCCGACUUCGAAUCGCCUGCAGAACGUGUACGCGGAGUUUUUGCAUUUGGAAGGGAGACGGGUGGCGGCAGAUGGAUAGGAGGCGCGCGGCGGCGGCGCUUCUCGCGCUGGCCGCGUGCUUCGCGUGCUCUACAGCAGCACCGACAGCUAGCAACCAUACUGCGUUAGAGUUAAUUGAAGGUCCCACAGAAGGAUGCUACUAUAACUUUCAGCAUUAUGGAGAAGGGGAUAGAAUUAUGACAAACGAACCUUGCCUCAACUGUACAUGUCACAAUCGGAUGCUUAUGUGUUAUUUAAGAGUGUGUCCAUUCUCGAAACCUAUUGGUCAAGAUUGCACGGUGGAGAAGCGAGCUGAUCAGUGUUGUCCUAUUGUGACCUGCCCUGACGUUCCAGUUGACCUGCUCACAUCCACAUCGACAUCGUCGCCCGCUGAAUACGGAACAACUGGAGUUGGUAGACACGAUAAAUAUGGAUGUAGUAUAAACGGAAAAUACUUUUCUGAAGGUUCCAAAGUACCACCGACACCUAAUAAGCCAUGUGAACAUUGUUACUGUAUUCGUAAUAUGACAACUUGUGUAAUGCAAGAAUGUACUUUACACGUAGAUGGCUGCACUCCCAUUUAUCAUAAAGACGUCUGCUGUCCUGUGCGAUACUCUUGUGAUCACCCUGAAGAUGAAAUUCCUCUUUUGGACGAUAUGACGACGACCGUACGACCAACGCCAGGCUUCCUUCUAACAACAACAACCAUGGUGCCAGUUACACAACCAUCGCAAGAGUGCAUACACGAAGAUCAAAUAUUCCGCGAUGGUGCUCAUAUUAAAACAGAGAAAGCCUGUGAACAUUGCUACUGUAUGAAGGGAGACAUUGUUUGUGUAGUACAAGGAUGUGGAGCACCUAUGGAAAAUGAGGGCAAAAAUUGUACUGCACUACCUCUACGCUUUGGUCAGUGUUGUCCAGAUACGUAUAUUUGUGAAGGUGAUGAACGCGGUGCCGAUCUGACAACAGAGGUUAUUGAUCAAAGUACAACACCUCCGAGAAGAGUCGGAAUUGAAGGUAGUGGAUAUCGCAAUGAGCCUGACGAACCGGUUAAGGAAAUAGAUCUUUUUGAGACAGAUGCAGAAGGUAGUGGUGAUGAAAACACAUAUACCACACCAGUUGAUAUAAUAGAAAUCUCUGUGCCAGAUAAAGAAUCACCUGAAGCAACUGAUGAAAUGUUACCAACUACAGAAAGGGACAUUUACAUAAAUCCCAGUACAGAAUCAGAAACAGAACAAAACUACGUCCCAGACGAGGAUUCCCCUAAAGUUACUUCUUUAUUACCUGACCAAAAUCUAAUAUCAUAUACUACAGAAUCAAAUUCAGAUUUCGUCUCUACAACUAAGGAAUUUAAGACGACUAUUCCCGAUGACCUUCAAAUAAUUGAUGAAUUUAUCUCUCAAAAAGAAGCAACUAUUACAACUGAAUCAGCAUUCAGAAAAGAAGACAACGAAAUUGUUGCAGAUGAAAUUUUAUUGCACAAGGAGCAACAUAAAGGGACGACAUCUUCCGGAGAUUUAGCUGGAGAGACGGAUAAUAAAGAGGAACCCGAAACGAAUGAUGGUACAGAUUUUACCAUGUCUCCUGAAUAUGAGAACAAAGCAACAACGGAAUCAAUAAAAUACACAAAAGAUGACAUAGAUAAGACAAAACAAGAAGAUAAUACAGAAACAGAAACACAAACAGAAUUUAUAGACAAAAAGACUGACGAUGAACUCAUACCUGAGACUACAUCUAGCAAGGAUAUUCCCACUAUUUUAACUACUACAAUACCAGAUAAAAUAGAGCUACUUGAUAUCACUACCAUUAAUCCAAUUUACAAUGAAAUAGAUGAAAAUAGUGGUAUAAGCCCAGCAAGGAUUCCUGGCGAGGGAGAUUGUCUCCUAAAUGGUAUAACCUACAGUAAUAAUACAAAUGUACCUAGAGCCAAUAACUGUCAUACAAGCUGUAAAUGUGUAAGCAGUAUUAUAAAAUGUGAUCCAAUAAUUUGUAGUCCACCUCCAGAAUACAUGGAAAAUAUGAAUGACUGCCAACCUAUUUAUGAUUCUCCUGACUCUUGUUGUCCAACAUAUGUUUGCAGUACUAAAGAAACGAUACCCCCACAAUCGCAUAGUCAAAUGUCUGGAACUGAAAGUCCUAAGCCAAUUGGAACAGUAGAGUGUAAUAAAAAUGAUUGUGCUCUGGGUGAGAACGACAAACAACCUUUGGAUACAUCUGAAAAGCAAGAGCAAGGUGACUGUAGCUCUAGUAACUGUGAAGAUGAUAUUAAAAAAUUACCCCCGAAACAUCCAGAUGAUUGCUCUGAUGAUAAAUGUCAAGUAUCACCAGUUGUUGCCUGUGAAGGUAAAAAUUGCGAUAUUGAACCUACCGAAAAAUUAGAUUCAGCUGCAGAGAAAGAAUCAGACAUGAAACAAGAACCACCUAGUAGUUGUAACGAUAAAGAUGGUUGUAAAUCACCAAUAGAUGCAAUACAAGACCAAUGCACAGAUGAAAUAUGUCGAAGAAAAGAAGAACCUAAAAUACAUAACGAAUUACCUUCAGAAUGUUCAGGUACAGAAUGUAAUACUUUAAAUGAUCUAGUAGUUACAUCUGCAAAUGAAGUAGACCAAUCGACAGAAUCUGUAUUUGAAAAACCAAAACAAGAUUUAGAAUCUCCUGCUCCAACUAAAGCAAUAAUUGAAGAAAACCAAACGGAACCAUCCCCAGCUGAAGGUAUCAAACAAACUGAAAUGAACAUUCCAGUUACAUCAGAACCGAAUCUUCCAACUGAAAUUGAUAAACUUUUUGUAACCGAGGAGGAUUCAGAACAUGCAAAAAUGCCCACAACACAAACUGUACCUGAAAAAACUGAAAUAGAAGAAACAAACCUCACAGAACAUGAUAUUGGUAUUGGUCAACAACAAGACAAGGUUACUGAACCUCAAGGAUUACCAGAAAUGUACACAGAAAGGGGUACAACAGAAAAGUUGAAUGUAGAACAAAAAGUCACAGAGAAAGAACAAGCAGGUACUGUAAAGGAGUCACUUAAUACCGAACUUCCAGAGUUACUGGAAACGAAAUUAAAUGACAUUACAAAGAGAAUUGAUUCGUUCACGACGGAAAGUAUGCACAUCGAUGAUUUAGAUAAACAUAAAACAAAAUCGGAGGAUAUUUACACAACAUUACCUUAUUCACCAAUAGAAGAAAAAAAUACUGAAAAACCAAAACCUCAUAGUGAAAUAUCACACACGGAUCAAUUAGAGUCAUCUACUAUUGACAAUAAGCUCCAUUUAGUCACAGAAACUCCAACAAUUUCCGAAAUUGAAACAGAAAAGACUGAUUCUACUGUAGAGGAACUAUUGCCAAAAUCAACGGAACUACCUGAAGCGGAAUUCGAUAAGAAUGAAGUACAAUAUGAUAGCUUACAUACCACACCAAGAUUACCUGAAGAAGAAAUUGACAAAGAUCUAUCGAAUGUAAAAGAUAUUUUCGAAGAAUCCCACACUACUCAAGUAUCCCAUGAAACAAGUACACACAAAGAUAUCGAUAUAUAUGAUUACUCUUACAAUGAAUCCGACAGAAAAUCUACUGAAUCUGUUAUGUCACAAAGUGAAAUGAGUGAGCGCCCGGAAAUCGAACAACCUCAUGAGAUGAUAACUGAUAAAAUUCACAAUGAAUUACAAUCCAUCACGGAAAAACCAGAUGAUUAUACUAAAGAUUCUACUCCUGCAAGCGGAGUUGAAGUUAUAACAGAAUCCGCUAUUACCUCUUCUGAUACUCCACAACCUGUACACAUAUCGGAAGAUGAAAUAACUACAAAACCUGACGAAAUCAUAACAAAAGAAAAUGUAAUAAAACAAGAUGAUGAAAUAUUAGAAUAUUCAACAUUAAAACCAGAAAAACCUGAUUAUAAUAUGGCAGACAAAAUUAAUAACGAAAAACCUAUAAUUUCUAUAGAAUAUCCAACUACAGAACAAAUAAAAAUGGAGGAAACAGAACAGCCCGUAACAGAGGGAAAAAUGACAAAACAGCCUGAAGUAUUGGAGACUAAAUUAGAUCAAAUAGUUAAAGUAACAGAAUAUCCUAUUAUAGAAAAUGAAGAUACGGCUACAAAGAUACCCGAUAUUUCCUUAGAACAAGUAGAUCAAACUUCGAUAUCACCAGAAAAAGAAAAGACUACUAUGUUCGAAUCUGAAUUGCCCAUUAAACAAGAAAUGAGCUCUGAACAUACAUUAAUAUACACAAUUAGUAUUGAUCAAGAUGAAAAAGAUGACCGUUUUACAGAACUGCCUAAAGUAUCACCAACAUCAACAGAAGUUAUUGUUACAACUCCAAAAAUAUUUGAAAUGCAGGAUAAGAUGGACGAUACCGAAACAAAGAAACCAAUAAAUACUCAAAAUGAAGUUAAUAUCCUCGAUGAUGCUCAAAGUCAAAAUACUUUAAGCACAGAGGCUCAAGAAUUAACUCCAACCAAAUACAGUGACCAUAUAACGGAAAAAUAUGAAAUUUUAACUACAGAGUAUACAACAAAAUACAUAUUGAAUGAAGAUUUGAAUGUGCAACAACCUACAAGUGAAACACCUAAAAUUGAUGAAAAAUAUUCUGAAAAUCAAGAAACAGAAACAACUUUAAAAGAUAAUUUACAAAAGCAAGAAUCUUCUACAAUGUCUCAUGGUGAUUCUGUUGAACUUACCGAAAGUCAAACUAAUAAUCCAGUAGUUUAUGACGACAAAUUAGAAGAGCUAAUUACCAAAAUUCCAGAAGAAGUAUUACCAACUGAACAAAGUGACAAAAAACAUGAAAUACCUACAAAAGAAGAUGGCUUAUUAGGACAAGAUGAGGAUAUUACCUUAGCGCUUUCAACUGAAUCUCCAGAAAUAAAUACAGAGACUGAGACAGCAGUAGAAUUACAUGUGGAUACAACGCUUAAACCUCAUGAUGAUAAAGUACAAAUAUCGCAAGAAGAAAUAGAAGAGCAAAUCUUAACUGAAAGAACUACUAUUAAGCCUAAUGAGGAAAAAGAAAAUAUUGAAGAUAAUCUUAAACUAUCUACUCCAUUUGAUGAGUCAUAUACUACUUCAAAGGAUAUAGAAAAGGUUACAAACAGUCCAAACUUAAUUGAAGAAAAAGAUAGAGAACAAGAUGUUGAAGCACAAACCUCACAGACAGACAAUGAAGAAAAGAUAUCUGCGAUAACAGAAAAACCGUCAAUUGAGGAUAUACCUGCGUCGCAAUUAACUAAGGAAUCUGCUACAAUUGAGACUAUUACUGAAGAGAUUAUUGCACAUACAUCAGAAAAAACAACAGCAAACUAUAACGAUGACAAACAGGAAAUCAUUAAUAUUAAACCUCAAGAACCUGAAACGUUAACUAAAUUGGAAGAAAUUGCAACAACAGAAAGCAUUUCCGAUGUUCAACAUAAAGACGUAUUCACAGAAUUACCAGAAUUGUCAAUAACAUCUAACGACUAUGCGACGUUACCUGUGGAAGAUAUUAAAUUGGAUGAAAAUAAGCAAAAGAUACCUGAAGUUGAAGAUGUUCCUCAAUUCCAAACAGUACCACCAGUAUUGUCAACAGAAAAAGACAAAGUCAUUACAGAAUUGCCUCAUGCCCUUAUUACUGGCAUCGAUCAUCAAACAGUACCUGAAAUAAUUAAAGAAGAAUUAGACUCAUCAACAAAAACAUCAUACGAUAAAAUUUUAGAAGAAGAAGAAAACGGAGUAUCAACGCCAAAUAUAUACGUAUCCCAAUCGCAAGAUCAGACUUCUGAAGUUCCAGAACAUUCAGACAAACACGAAACUGUUCCGGAACAGGAAAUAAGCAGCGGCGCUAUUUUAACUUCAGAAAAUCCGGAAGAGAUAUCUACUGCACAUAUUUAUACAUCAACGUCAACUCCAUUACAGGAAACAAUAGACGAGAAAGAAACACAUGAUCAAAGUUCACAGACAGUAAUGACGCAAACCGACUCAUCGGAGAAUGUGAAACCUACUGAAAUUGUUACAGUGUCUGAAUUGGGCGAUCUCACCACUGAAAAUGCAUUAACUUCUAAAAAAGAGGAAGAGAUAAAGCCUAUAGAAGAAAAGAAACCAUCUACAGAAUCAAUAACCUCAAGUGAAGAUAAUUCUGAACUUGAACAUAAUGUUCCAGUAUUUGUUCAAGGAGAAGAAAUAGCUACUGAAAUACCUCUUCAAGAAAUAACGACACUUUCUUCAAAAUUGUUUGAUGUUGAAAAUGAUAAAGAGUUUAAGAUUACUGAAGCUGUACCAACUAAACCUCAAGAUAUUACAUAUGAUACUACUCGUGCUGAAACUGUAACAGAAGGGCUAGAAAAAGAAACACCCUUAGCAGUUACGGAAAUAGGUUUCUCUACAGAAAGCUCAAAGAUUUCUGAUUCUACCAAACACACUUUAAUUAACGUGCCUAUAGUUAUUGCGCAAACAGAGGAAUCAACAUAUUUUACAGAAUCAAAGGAACCUGAAGCUACAGACUAUAUAGAACGCAAAACUACUGAAACCUAUAUAUCCUUAGAAGUGGGUACUACUACACCUUCUAUUUUAGAACCAAUAACUGACAGGCAAGAAUCACAAAAACCUAUUUCUGCUUUAGAAACUACUGAAGAUUAUGCACCAGUUUCAGAACAAAAACAAAGUGACAUUUUCUCAGACUUUAGUACUAAACUGCCAGCUAAAGAUAUGAUAGACCUUAAUGAAGUAACCACAUUAUCACCUCAAGAAGAACCAAUAACAAAUGGUAAAAUAGAGCAAGAUAGCACUCAAAAACCUGAUUCACAUGUAGAAAUUAUUGAACAAGAAGUUAUUAAACUUCCAGACCAAUUACCUCCAGUAACAGGAGAUAAAACAGAAUUGUUUGACAAAAAUGAGCUUACAAGUAUUAGCCCUGAAAGUGUAGAAAAAACAUCACCAGCUUCAAUUGAACAAGAAAUACAAUCUGAAGACGGCACCACUCUACCUCCUACUGAUAUAAACGUACCAACAGAAUACGUAGAAGUAGAAAAAGAAAUAGGCGAAACAACAACUGAAAAGAUUAUGAUUCACGUACCAGACUUAGAGACUAUGACAAAUCCUCCAGUAUCUACACAAAAACAUCAAGAAGUGGAGGAGACUACAGAAUUAGAAUCUACAUAUAGUAAAACAACUCCUUUCUCAGUCGAACUUGAAGAGCAUACACACCUUGCUGUUGAUGAACCAUCUUCGAGUGUUCCAACAUCAGAAAUACCUAUAAGAAUUGAUUACGAAACACAUGAACCAGAACGAGGUGACAUGCCUGACAAUGAGGAACAAACCAAACCUUCUGAUGCAACACCAAUUGAAUUUGAAGAUAAGGAAAAGCCUGUUACUAGUUACCAAGAGAUCACAGAACCGAACGUUGCAACAACUAUAAGUCCAGUUCAAAAUAAUAUUGAAAGAGAACCAAGUAUCGAUAUAAAUUCCCCAACACCCACCAAAUCAGAAGAACCAGAUAAGGAUAUUACAACUAUUCAGGACGAAGAAAUAAUUCUAUCUUCAUCUCCGCAAACAGUUAAUGAAAAAGACUUGUACACUACAGAAAACGUGGAAAUACAACAAAUAUCGUCUUCAACAUCCGGUCCAGUAAUAUCAACAGAAAAGGAUUUGCCAGUAAGUUCAGAAAAACCAAUUAAAUCAGAGAUUGCGCAAUCUACUGUUUCUGACAAAGAAAUAAUAGAAGAAACAUCACAUGCGACAACAGGUAAAUUCGAAGAGGGUAGUUCUACCGAUUCAUCUAUUGAUAAAUUAUCUGGAUCAGAAGAAAAAUUAACUAGUGUCAGCCCAUCUUCUCCUGUUCCUGAACUACCUAAACCUGUAUUUAAUGAAGAACCUAUCGAAGACAUUGCUACUCCAGAUUUCCCUUCGAGUGGCGCGGGAGGUUAUGGACAGGAACCUGAUUACGUUGAAGAAGAUCAGACUUUCGGACCUGGAACAUGCCGUUACGGAGGCAAAGUUUAUGUUUCUGCACAACAAAUACCGAGAGAUGAUCCAUGUGAUUUCUGUUUCUGCUUUAGAAGUGACAUUAUCUGUCUACAACAGAGUUGUCCACCACCAAUUCAUGGAUGUCAUGAGGAACCAAUACAAGGUUUCUGUUGCCCACGAUAUGAAUGUCCCGUGUCAAUGGCAACAACAUUAAACAUGACCACUACUACAACGACGACUACAACUACUUUACCUCCGCAUUUUCUGCCACAUGCGUACAAAGGCGCAGCCCAACGAAGAGGAUGUCAAAUAAAGGGGCACACGUAUAAGGUUGGAGAAGUUGUUCGAGCAUCUUCAGGGCCAUGCUUACAUUGCACAUGUGGCGGCGAUGGUCAAAUGAAAUGUGACCCUAAAGCUUGUACACCGGAACCAAUGCUGAGACAAAUGAUUGCUGCCGCCGUUUCUGCGAAGAGGCGAAGGAGUCCUAGCUGGAGUCAGAGUCCCAUGCACCAUCUCGGCGGCAUCCCGAAGCGCGGCGCCGCCCCGCUCAGUUCGCGGUCUCCAUGGCGACCAGCUCAAAUGACGUAUCGAUCCCGCGUGGGGGCGGGGGGGCUCACGGCUCGCGGGGUGGCGCCGCUCCACCCGCCGCCGACCCCCAUGCACCCCUGCCACCGCCACUCGACCGUUGGCCCAUGCAAAAUGACGGAUGUAAAGUUUGGAUAUACCUCCUUGGAAGGAAAUGAUAUUUUCAUUAAAAUGAAAAUGAGG